CAGCUGCGCCAGGCAGCAUGACGUCCACCUUGGAAAACUACAUCAACCCAACAGUGGCUGUGAUUACCUCGGACGGGAGAAUGACUGUGCGAACACGGAAAGGCUUUGACCAGACCAUUAACUUGAUUUUGAAUGAAAGCCAUGAACCAGUAUUCAGCUCUUCACAGGGAGUAGAACAAGUAGUGCUGGGGUUGUGUAUUGUGAGAGGCGACAAUGUUGCAGUCAUUGGAGAAAUUGAAGAAGAGACAGAUUCAGCCUUGACUUGGGCAACAUCCGGGCAGAACCUCUGAACUCUGUGGCACACUGAGGAAGAGCUGCCUGACUGAACAUCUGCAAAUCUUUGUACAGAAACUGACUAUUCUGAAGAUGAUGUAGGAUUUUUAUGAGCAUGUAAUUGUGAUUUGUUGUCAUAUGUAAAUUAAAAUAUUUCUACCAUUUUUUGA
Ochotona princeps (American pika) is the source of this 443-nucleotide messenger RNA. RefSeq names its product U6 snRNA-associated Sm-like protein LSm8. Gene Ontology annotation, biological process: mRNA splicing, via spliceosome. The transcript has a single exon. NCBI's taxonomy places the organism in Eukaryota, Metazoa, Chordata, Mammalia, Lagomorpha, Ochotonidae. The record is from RefSeq and is a predicted model, not a curated record. Bases 18 to 290 code for a protein of 90 amino acids. Gene Ontology annotation, molecular function: RNA binding. Gene Ontology annotation, cellular component: U4/U6 x U5 tri-snRNP complex; precatalytic spliceosome; U6 snRNP.